UCGAUAGUGUCGGACUCCUGUAAUAUGUCGAAAGUCUGUCAUGUCACUUUGCUGCACAUUCAAAACGCAAUCGCGUACGUUCUUUGGCAACUGUGCGAUGAGUAAUUCGUCGAGUAACGGAAUAUUACACGAUUAGCAUUAAAUAAACUUCUUUGCGGUUCGUUGGUCCCCGCUUGAGAGUGAAACCUGUUACGGUCCCCACAGCUGCUUCGAAUUGGAAUGCUGGAUCAACAUGGAGGUGAUGGCGGAUAGAUCGAUAUUGUUUGGUGAUGUCACGCAUUGUCGUUGACUCCUGUCUGGCAUAUCAACAGAGCAUGGAAUGGACGGAUCGUGCCCACUUCUUUUCCCUAGUUUUGGGGAACAAAGCUGUUCCAAGCAAAGUAGUGGCUACUCAUCACAGAAAGUCGGUGUAUAUCGACCAGGAGUGGAUGCUAUCGAUUUGGGCUACCAUACUCUCGAUAACAAUGCCUGCCGCACGACGUCGUCAUCAUCGUCUUCAUCAACCCCAGGCGCAAUUAGUGUAUCCAUGUGUCAACAACAACAGAAGCAGCAACAACCGCAGUCACAUAGCAAACAUCACUUGAUUAUUCAUACAGGAGCAGAUCUCUGUCAACUUGAUGAUAAUUUGCUGCUAAGGAUCUUUGGUUGGCUCGGUACACGCGAUCGUUGCACUCUGGCGCAGACCUGUCGACGCCUUUGGGAGAUUGCGUGGCAUCCAGCGCUCUGGCGCGAAGUUGAAGUGCGCUAUCCGCAAAAUGCCACCGCUGCUUUGAAUGCGUUGACACGUCGCGGAUGUCAUACCUGUAUUCGUCGUCUAGUAUUAGAAGGUGCCGUUGGGUUACCUGGAAUUUUCGUCCAACUGCCAUUUCUUAAUCUUACUUCUCUCAUACUACGCCACUCGCGUCGCGUCAAUGAUGCUAAUGUUACCACCAUAUUGGACAGCUGCACUCAUCUUAGGGAGCUUGAUCUCACUGGUUGCUCAAAUGUGACUCGUGCCUGCAGCUGUGCCAUUACCAGUUUGCAGUUGCAAUCAUUGGACCUUAGUGACUGUCAUGGUGUGGAGGACUCUGGUUUGGUGCUCAGUUUGUCACGUAUGCCACACUUGGGAUGCCUCUAUCUGCGUAGAUGCGUUCGUAUCACUGAUGCCAGUUUGGUCGCGAUUGCUUCUUAUUGUGCCAGUUUGCGCCAGCUAUCAGUGUCAGACUGUGUGAAGGUAACAGACUAUGGGGUACGCGAAUUGGCGGCACGUCUCGGUCCGUCGCUACGUUAUUUCUCCGUAGGUAAAUGCGACCGCGUGUCCGAUGCCGGUCUUCUGGUCGUUGCGCGUCACUGCUACAAGCUACGUUAUUUAAAUGCUCGUGGUUGCGAAGCGCUUAGUGACAGUGCGACCGUCGCUUUGGCGCGCGGCUGCCCACGUAUCCGGGCCUUAGAUAUUGGUAAAUGUGACAUUGGCGACGCAACUCUUGAGGCACUUUCUACUGGAUGUCCGAACCUGAAGAAACUAUCCUUGUGCGGGUGUGAGAGAGUAACUGAUACCGGCCUUGAAGCAUUGGCUUAUUACGUACGCAGUCUGCGCCAACUCAACAUUGGCGAGUGCCCUAGAGUCACAUGGGUUGGUUAUCGUGCGGUCAAACGCUAUUGUCGACGUUGCGUCAUAGAACAUACUAAUCCUGGAUUCUCCAGCUGAUCUAUUCGGUUGAUUUAUUACGUCGCUUCAAGUUUUCAAAUAGUGAUGUGAGAAAGUAUUCUCGGAGGUAAACUUCGAAAAAGGAGAAUAUUCCGAAAGAGUUUCUCUGGAAACAAGAGUACCGUGAAGUAUUCUGAAAAUGUUAGAAAUAAGAAUAUCGUAAGAAUAUAUUUUGAAAGAUAUUGGGAGAUAUUCGCAAUGAUAUGAUAACAGAAUCCCGUAAAAGUGAAAAGAAAUACUCCGUAAAUAUGGAAAGAAAAAUAUAUCCCUUUUUGAUUUUGAUGAACUUAUAAUAUGUUGUAAUCUAGCUCAAAAUAACGGAUAUGUGUACUUUUUUAUACAUGCUCAUAGGCAUUUUUAGAGGAUGAAAACCCCUUUAAAAAAAGCGACUUUUUAUUUCGAAGCGAAUAUUUUGAAAACGAUAUUUUGGAAAAUAGGAAAGAAAUUUUUUGAAAUAAAAGUUGCAAAUAAAAGUCUCAGAUGUAUUUUAUA
This is a messenger RNA of Dinoponera quadriceps, 2179 nucleotides long. It is a transcript of the gene Fbxl7, whose product is annotated as F-box/LRR-repeat protein 7-like. The coding region runs from base 320 to 1687 and encodes 455 amino acids. Gene Ontology annotation, biological process: SCF-dependent proteasomal ubiquitin-dependent protein catabolic process. The record is from RefSeq and is a predicted model, not a curated record. Gene Ontology annotation, cellular component: SCF ubiquitin ligase complex. Gene Ontology annotation, molecular function: protein binding. Lineage: Eukaryota; Metazoa; Arthropoda; Insecta; Hymenoptera; Formicidae. The transcript has 2 exons.